Babesia bigemina is the source of this 6876-nucleotide messenger RNA. RefSeq lists its product as hypothetical. The transcript has a single exon. The coding region runs from base 1 to 6876 and encodes 2291 amino acids. Lineage: Eukaryota; Apicomplexa; Aconoidasida; Piroplasmida; Babesiidae. The record is from RefSeq and is a predicted model, not a curated record.
AUGGCACCGCAAUUUAAGAAACUCACCGACUGUCCGGAAAAUCUGCGGGAAGCCAUCGAUUGGCUUAUCCAAGUGAGGCAUGGUAAUGGUGAGAAUGGUGAGGGUCUUACCAAGUUGUCUCAAGCUUUGACAACCUUGAUACAAGAUGCAAUUGAUAAGGCCAGAGAAAGCAUCCAACACAAACAAGAUAAGCUUGAUUGCUCGAAAGAACUUUCUCUUGGUUUCACUUAUUGUAGACAGCUUGAUGGCCAAAUCAAGCAAGCUGAAGAGGAAAUUAAAAUGUUACACGAAGGCGAUAAAGCUAUGAAAGAUAAAUUAAAUUCGAAAAUAAACGGCAUCAAAACCCUUAAAGAAAAUUGUAUUAAAUCCCACUACAUUGAUGAACAACGUCGGUCUUCCCUCAGUCAGGAAAUCGAAGACGCCACUAAAGUUGUUAGAAAGCUAGAAGAAUUCACAAAGGAUCUUGAUAAUUCUAAAAAUGAUAAUAAUAUACUUAGUAAGCUAUGUUCCGGUCUCGAGACCUUCCUGGGUUAUACGUCUGGUAAUUAUACAGGCCAAGGCAUCGUGUACGGUGAUUGUGAUCGAUUUCGGGACGCUGUUCUAAUGUUCUUCCAUGGCGUGUUGGAUAGCGUUAAGGAGAAUGAGUCUGUUAUGACGUAUGAUAAAGAUCCAAACAACAAUCUUAGCAGCGCGCUCCUUAGAAUAAAGGAGCUCAUACAUCACGGCCAUGGAGCGUUUUAUCAGGCGUUUGAGGCUGUGAGUAGGGCGUUGCAGACGUGGGAUGAGGACUUGGCGAUGAGAACUAGAAACGUCAAUAAACAAUUCAGCAAUUUAAAAGAUGUAUUAGAAAAUGAAGUCAAUGAAUUCUCGAAGGAGCAGGGUAAUUCUCUAACAGAGCAAUUUGCCCGUUGGGAUGAGACCGCUGCGCACUUAGUUGACAUGACAGAUGCAGCCGACAAAAUGAUAGGAGAUUUAGAUUCUGGACUCCGAAAGAAACUUGAGCCUCCUGUAACGGCUAUUAGAGAGGCAGUGAAAAUGUUGAAAAGGUCGUCGUCGGACAACGGCAUGAUUAAGGUCGUUGACACUCUCCAGAAGACGUUGGACAACAUACCAGGGGAAGUUGAAAAGUUUAUCGAAGAUAACGCUAAUAAAACUGUGGAAAAACAUAAGAACCAGGUUGAAGACUUCAAAAAGAAUGUAAAAAGAGAUAUGAAUGCUUUGCGUGAUGCAUACGUAAAGGAACAUCUUGCGGUGGCCCAGACUGAUUUGUCUAUGGCUGUCAACACUUUCAGAAAAAAUGCUAAGAAUCUUGGAGGAUUGAAGAACACCGUGAUGCAUAAAGCGAUUGAAGCAAUUGAUAAAGUAUUUGAUAAUGUUGAUAAUGUCGUCGCCGAUAAUGGUACAUUAAAUGCGUUGGCAAGUGACCCAAUUAACGUGCAGACAAAAUUGAUUUAUCAGGAACUAAAUACAGAAUGGAAGCCAAGUGAUGGUUGGAAAAGUCUACGUUCUAAUAUAGGUAGACCUCAAGAUAUAUUCACCAACACAUAUGAAACUGGUUUGAAGAGUCUGGUUAACAAAACCAAAAAUGAUUUAGAUAAAGCUCUUGAGUGCGCCAGCAGCAAUGCCAAAAAUUUGGGCGGUUUGAAUAAUGAGGCAGUCAGGGCGGUUAUAAGUAAUAUUCAAAAAAAGUUGGAGGAAGUGGAUACUCAGAUUACUUCUAUGAAGCAGCUUAUGGGUUUGGAAAGUGAUUUUAUGGCUGGACAGAUUAGCACUAUUGCUCAUACAAAAAACCAGGGCGCUACAUCCGUGUCAAUUCAUGUAGAUGAUUUGAAUGUCACAAUUGGCAAGGCUGAUGCAAUAUUUAAUACAACCCACAACAAUACAUUGGAGGAGUUGGCAGGAAAAUCUCAAAAAACGUUGGCGCAUAUUUUUGCGAAGGCUCAAGAAUGCAUCGAGACGCACGGGGGAUUAAAUAAUGCUGUAGUUGUAAGUGUUAUGAGGGAAAUUGAAACGAAGUUGGAGACUGAAGCCGACAGAGUCGUUACCAUCGAAAAGCUUAAGCAGUUGAAAACUGGGUUCAUGGAAGGACAAAUUAUGAAAAUUACCAAGGCUAAAAACAGAGAAGGUAUAACGCUAUCAAGUCAUAUAAAUGAUCUGAGUGAAACUAUCGGUGAGCCCGAAGUAAAUUUUAAAACGUAUCAAGCCGCGUUAGAAAGUUUGGUUGAGCAGACAGAACAGACUUUGAAGAAAGCUAUCGAAAAUGCAAAAACAUAUCUUGAGACACCGCAAACCUCUCUUCAGAGAAAGAUGCUAGAUGCUUAUGGCAUUGUUUUGGGGACCUCGAACAAAACUAGAAUGGGUGAGGCUGCAGUUUUGGCGGGGCGUGUGGGGGAUGCGAUCAAACAGCUAAAUGUAUUCGCUAAAAAAUUCACAGGCAAACAUAAUAUAGAAGGAAAGUUCCCAAACCUAGAUAGUUAUGGCGAAGCAUUAAAAGAAGACGUCAGAAGGAAGUUAGAAACACAUGGCAAUGAUGAUGAUGAAAUAUCUCGAUGGAUUACGAGCUCCACUAGUAACUUGAUUUCUAGUGUCUUUAAAGAAGCAAACGAGCAAAUAAGUAAGGUUGAUAACGCUUAUCGGGUGGCAGUGGAUCGGGAACUUAACGCUAUCAAAUUGAAGAUAACAGAAUUUAAGAAUAAAGCCGAGAAAAAUGAGCUUGGAAAUUUUCACAGUAUAAUACAUUCUAAUUUUCAAUCAAUUAACAGAGCCAUCGACACUAAUUCAGCUUACCAGGAAGAUCACAAAUCUAGAACCGAUUAUUUCACAAAGGUUAUAGAAAUUAUAAAUCAUACCGUUGAUUCCCUUCAAACUGCCUAUCAAAAAGCCUAUCAGAGUUCUGCAAAGUCUUAUCUAAGCGGUGCGAUUCGUAAAAUUAAGGUGGCGGUGCAGGGGGCUGAGUCGCAAUAUAAGCUGGAAAUGACUCAGCUGCGUUCACAAAUUGAAGCGGCUGUUAGCGCUAUAGAAGACAGAGCAAAAAAAGAUGAAUUUGAUCAAGUAAUCUCCGACAUUGACACACCAUUCUCAAAACUCACUGUCGCCAUCACUACUAAAUCAGUGUUCCAAGACGAUGUAGCCGCCCGAGAAACUUAUUUUAAUAACCUUAAAGACGUUAUUAAUAAUACACUAGAAAACUUAAAAAUUGCAUAUCACAAAGCAUAUCAGAGUUCAGCAAAAUCGUAUCUUCAAAUAGCGAUUGGAAUGAUUAAAAAAAAGGUUGGAGAUGCGGAAUCGGCCUACGAGUUGGCGGUUAAGACUAACAUUCUUACCAUUAAGAAAUUGAUUAAUGGGGUUGAACAUUCAAAGUUGACACAAGCGGAAACUAGAAAGAAAUUAAGCAAAGACUUUGAUGAACCUUUCAGCACAUUGAUCUCUGCAGUCACCACGAAUUCUGCCUUCACGAACGAUGCAACAUCCCGUAAAAGGUGCUUUGAACAAUUACAAACUGUAAUAAUCCACACCAUGGAAACCCUCUCCGCCGCAUAUGAAAGGGCCUAUCAGAGCGCCGCGAAGACGUAUCUUAGACAAGAGACAAAGAAACUUAAGGAAGUUCUUAAUGCGGCUGAAGACCGUUAUGUGAAGGCUAUAAAAGGAGAUGUUGAAAAAAUUAUGACUGCAAUUUCAAGCAUCAAGGAUUCCCUGUUCAAGAGUGCAGAUCAUCGAAAGACUUUGGAAACAUUGUUCAUCGAACCAUUUCGAAAUCUGCAAGAGACUGUUAAAAAGAAUUCUGUAUUCAAAACAGAUUAUGAAUUUCGUAAUCAAUGUUACAAAAAACUCGAAUCAAUCAGUGUUGGAGUAAUUAGAACACUGGUUGAAGCUGCGAACAAGUUUGAGAAUUGUGUUGAGCUUGCAGAUCACUAUUUGAAAGAAGCCCUCAACAAUGCAAAACGUGGUAUUAAAACACAUGAAAACAACACACAGGUGCAAGUCAAAAAAAGUUUCGAAGACAUAAUUGAAGACGUCUAUAAAAUGUUUACCGUAGAGUGCAAAGCGCACUUAAGAGCCUUAAAGGAUUUGGUUAAGGAGCAAUUGAAAGAGAUAAAAACGAUACUUGCUUAUGAUGUCGCCAGUGGAGUCAAAGGUAUGCUAAAAAAACUUGGAGGUCAACUUUUGAAGAAAGUAAGAGAAAUUAGUUCCUCUCAAUCUACACUGAGGUGGGCGGCGAAGAAUCUUCGGGAUGGAUUUGAAGAGUUUUUUGACGACUUUGAACAAUUUGAUGAAGUGCAGGAGAUGAUGGCCAACAUUAACAAAGUGAAAGAGAAAUUGAAUUUACUCUUUCGACAACUUGAGGGUUCCCAGCACUUCGACCAUCUCGUCACAAACAAACGCGAGGACUUUGAAAAGGUGCUAGAAGCAUUCUCAGUUGAUACAUUCUCAGAUGCCACCAAAGCUGUCGUAUCACCCCUCAAGAGCGGCCUCCGCAACUUCACUGACCAACUCGGCCACGCGUACGUGAGUAGGUAUAGCGGUAUUAAAUUCCACGGUGACUUGUGGAAAACUAAACAGGUUGAGAACGGAGAAAAUCCCAACAACUUCAAGCAAUCUGUUGAAAAGUUAACCACUGAGGGCCGUAACUGCGCCAAGGUCUGCCUGACGAUUCUCGACAUUUUAGAUCGUGACUUGGUAGAAUUAAUGAAUAAAUGUGAUGGUGGUAGUCAGUGGAAUUGCUAUAAUAUCCAUUUAGGUCAAGUCAAAAAACCUCAUGAAAUACAUAAUCGACAAAACACGGGAAAAAUACAAAAUCCGCUCGGGCUCUUUUUUAGGGACUGUGGAUACACUGUUCCAUCUGAUGAAUUGAAGAACGAUGCCCAGUUGAAUAACAAGUCGGAAUUCAAAGGUAAGAAUAUUCAUGAUUUAUGUGUCGAGUAUAUUACCGGCUUGACGGAAGGAACGAAAAAGGUUUUGAACUUGCAUUACGAAGUCAAGGAUAACAAAAUAGAAUUCUACAAACUUCUUAAGGUUUGUUACACUAUGUUCGACAAGUAUCGCUACGUCAGCCACCUUAAGCAUAUUCCCAUCGCGAGAUCACCUACCAAUGUCAAUGAAAUGCUACAUUGGUUUACCGGCCUUUAUUGGAAUCCAGUUCAUAAGAAACUAAAAGAUCGCCUCAAUAGCUUGCUAAAAGAGCAAAUCGAUGAGUAUCAGUUGCCAAGUACGAAUAUACCGGCUACCAUGCCGUAUGGAGACUACUGGACCAGGGGAACUGUGAACAUCAUGGACUUCACUAAGGUAUUCGAGAAUGUAAUUACACGUUCACCUAGGAUAUUAGUGACGAUCCUGGGACAUGGUGACGCCGAUGGACGAUACGCCUGUGACUUCUUCACCAACCCAGAUGAUUUACUGUACCCAUCCAGCCCAGAUCAGUGCUUAGAUAUGCUCGUUGAUAUAGCGCUUAGAUUGAAUCACCAAAUUCGUUUCCUGUACAAAAUGUGUCACAACGGCAAACGCAGCAGUGGUUGGCGUGAUUGCCAAUAUGGUAAGCACAUCGCUGGGUCAGCAUGGAACUGCAACACGUACCAAUGUAAUGAGCAGGACUGCGACCAAAAGCACAAGCCAAUCGCCAACCAAACGGGUGACCAAAAUAGCAAGUGCGGCAUCAAGUCACCCCUCCAGUCCUUCUUGGAAGAUGGUUUGCCAGGCUUCCUACCACAUUCCUUCAAGAAGCCUGGUUGCAAAUUGGAAUGUUCGGUGAGCAAUCACAGAGGCAUACCGUGCAAAACGCCGAUGGGUUUCCGCGACCUCAGUAUAGUUGCCUCUCACAGACGAACCGGCCAGGCUCUUAGGAAAGUGCUUGAUGGGUUCUGUGGUAUAACUAACGAAUCGUUGAGCCUACUUUGCACCUAUUUCCUAUGCCUACUGCGCCGCCCACCGCAGACACUGUGUGACAUGUUCGCAUUCUACCACAACUUCCUGGAGCAGUGGACGGGUGCUUACGGGAAUCACGCCGAUGUCAAGAAACAUAAGAAGGAAGCAUUCGAGAAAGCCGUCAAGGAAGCCAACUUCAGUAUCGAGGACACCACGUUAGACGUCACAUCCUUACAAGAUGGAAGAGAUCACGGCAAGCACUACGAUGAUGGCAACAAGAAGCAUACCGGCGACCUGUUUAGUCUUAUAUGUUGUGAACCUGGGAAGCCUGCGACACUACCAUGUGGGUCAUAUCUGCAGCCUCUGUCUCUCGACAUCCGCUGCGUUUUCUCCUCAACGUACGCUUCACUGUACAUGUCGUGGAUUGUCUACAUGACUGAGACCUUUUAUAGCUUACUCAAAGAAUUAUAUGAGAAGUGCUGCAACAGCUGCAAUAAGAAGGGACGGAGAUGUUACGACCGCACUUGCGCUGAGAAGUGUGAAGUGAAGUAUACAUCAAAGACAGACUUCAAGACACUCAAGGAUCAAAAUCACACCAAUGAAUGCAGCUCAAUCGUCAACUGCCGCGAUACCCACGCUACUAUAUUCGCUGCCGGAUUCACUUUCGGCAGUCCUUUUGAAAUGAGUGGCGAGAAAAAUGACAACACUAAACGUACUUGCCAAGAUUUUUGCGAAGCGUUGAAAAAGGUAUGCUCCGACAGUUCUGUGCUCGCGAAACUAGUUCACGUCACGAUUCCCCAAUUUUUAUGGCAGAUCAGGGAGAAAUUCUUCUGGACUACCGUGGCUCUCUGGUCCGCCUCAUUCCUCUACCUCAUCUAUGUAAUGGUUGGCAGACUGGAUCUCCUCCACAUCAAAUCGCAUCUGCACUCACCUUCCUCCCAUCGCAUCGCCGCCCAAUCACUACUCGCCGCCGCACGUGUCGGCAAAAUUGCCAAGAUCACCUACCUGCAACCUUGA